Molecule: messenger RNA, 561 nt
Organism: Pistacia vera
Lineage: Eukaryota; Viridiplantae; Streptophyta; Magnoliopsida; Sapindales; Anacardiaceae
Exons: 1
Coding region: 1-561 (186 amino acids)
Source: RefSeq, a predicted model, not a curated record
AUGAUGCGUCUACUUUUGUUCAUUGUUCAAAAGGGUGUCACAAAGAGCAAGCUUUUUGUUGAUCUCCACCUCUUGGUUCAACGCGGCAAGAUCGUCGGGAAAGCUCUAAACGAUCUCAUGAUCCACCAUUAUACCACCCUCAGACUCAGUUGCCGGUCACAUGACAUGCACGCUUCCUUCAUAACACCUCGAGACUACGAGUUCAGCUGCAGUAACAGUCCAGCUUUUCCACCCAACAUUCCCAACCUGCACUUCGGCAAGCGCACAGCCCAAUUUUUUCCGUACAAUCAUCGCAAACACCAUGCCGCAGCAACGCGGCCACCGCCACUCAUUUGUGAGGAUGAUGUGGGAGUUCCAGAGUGUGAUUUGACAGAGUUUUCACCUCUGGUGGGACCGGUGAGUCGCCGGGUGAGGGUCAGAGACUCGCCCUUUCCGUUGAAAGAUGAUGACAGAGACUGCCACGUGGACAAGGAAGCUGAGGAGUUUAUCCAGAAGUUUUACAAGCAGUUGAGGUUGCAGAAAUGGAAAUCUACCCGCAAAACAGCUAACCUACAUGGAUGA